AUGAAGGAGAACCAGAAACACAUCUACUACAUCACUGGUGACAACAGAGAACAAGUCAGCAACUCCUCAUUCGUCGAGCGUGGCAAGAAGCGCGGAUUGGAGGUCAUCUUCAUGACUGAGCCCAUUGAUGAGUACGUCGUCCAGCAGCUCAAGGAAUACGAUGGCAAGCAGCUCGUCUCCGUCACCAAGGAGGGUCUGGAACUCCCCGAAGAUGAUGGAGAAACCAAGAAACGCGAGAGCGACAAGGCCAAAUUCGAGGGUCUCUGCAAAAUCAUAAAGGACAUCUUGGACUUCGCUCUUCAACAAACCAGCCCUACACUUGGGGGCCAGCAAGGCCAGCAAAAUAUUUCGAUCGUAGCGUCUUCAGUCGGGAAUCUUCGCAGUCACAAGGCUCAACUGCAUUCUUUGGUUCAAGCCAAGUCUUCCGUUAUCGUCGAUGUCCUUUACCGACCGGAAUACCUUUUCCAGCCUGGCACGGAAGCACAGAAAAAGUGUGACAAUGGCGGAUUCAUUCGCAGGUAA
This is a messenger RNA of Daphnia pulex (common water flea), 522 nucleotides long. RefSeq names its product heat shock protein 83-like. Gene Ontology annotation, cellular component: plasma membrane; cytosol; perinuclear region of cytoplasm. The record is from RefSeq and is a predicted model, not a curated record. Gene Ontology annotation, biological process: protein folding; protein stabilization; cellular response to heat. The transcript has 2 exons. Bases 1 to 522 code for a protein of 173 amino acids. Gene Ontology annotation, molecular function: ATP-dependent protein folding chaperone; ATP hydrolysis activity; ATP binding. NCBI's taxonomy places the organism in Eukaryota, Metazoa, Arthropoda, Branchiopoda, Diplostraca, Daphniidae.